AUGCCCUCUCUGCCUCCUGGGGCCUCAGCCUGUCAGCUCUCCACCGCCCCCCUAUCCCGGCUUGGCCGCCAGAAGAGCUUCCAGGGCGUCUCCACAUCCGAGGGUGAAUACCACUACCACCGGGUGUCGGACCUACCCUGGGGGUCUCGAGGACCCAGCAUCGGUAUGCCAAGGGCCUUUCCUCAGCGCCCCGCGCAAACCUCGGCCUCUGGGAAGGCCAAGGUCGAAAGGCCUGAGUCUGUCUUGUUUACCAGCAACACAGAACCUGAUAAAGAAAACCUAUCUGAAAACAGAAGUGACCUGAAAGUGUCCCCCAUCCCUGGCAAGAGGAAGAAGAAGCGGCACAGGACUGUUUUCACCACCCAGCAGCUGCAAGACUUGUUCAGCAAGGCACACUACACUGAUGUGUAUGCCCAGGAAAUGCAGACCAUGAAAGCUAAGCUCCCUGAAGACCAAAUACAGUUGUCUGGGGUCUGGUUUCAAAAUGAGAGGGCCAAUGAUGAAAGGAGAAACACGGAUAGCAGCAGCGUGAUGGCCCAGUAUGGGCUCUACAGGGCCAUGGUGCGGCACUGUAUCCCUUUGCCGGACUCUGUCCUCAACUCCUCAGAGAGCAGCAGCCUGGCCAGUUUCUGUGUGCCCAUGGUCCAUGGGAUGACUAAAAAAUCUACAGGAAUGAUAAGGAAAUCAGGGAAUGGAGAAAAACUGGCUGGACUCUGGGGCCUUGACCACCUCAAGGAAAGUUCUAGUUCAAGUCUAUCAAUAUCCCAGAGAGUCUCCAAUGAAACCAGCCCUGAGAAUGACUUGGAAGAUGUUGCCAUUGAUCUCUGCUGCUCCACAUUGCAGGAGACCAAGAAGGUGCACAAGGGGGCCAAUGCUCAAGGAUGCUCAGAUUCUGAGAGGCUGGAAGAGCUCCAGUCAGGGAAGGUGGGAGCCUUAUGA
Molossus molossus (Pallas's mastiff bat) is the source of this 939-nucleotide messenger RNA. It is a transcript of the gene VSX1, whose product is annotated as visual system homeobox 1. The record is from RefSeq and is a predicted model, not a curated record. Gene Ontology annotation, cellular component: nucleus. Gene Ontology annotation, biological process: regulation of transcription by RNA polymerase II. Gene Ontology annotation, molecular function: sequence-specific double-stranded DNA binding. NCBI's taxonomy places the organism in Eukaryota, Metazoa, Chordata, Mammalia, Chiroptera, Molossidae.